CCCCCGUGACGAUAUUUCCGGGUGCGGACGUGGCGCGGCGCCGCCAUCUUGCGGGGCCGCCCGGGGACCGGACGGACCGAGCGCCGCUCCCGCCGCCGCCGCCGCCGCCGCCGCCAUGGUGCUGUUGGCAGCCGCCGUAUGCACGAAGGCGGGGAAGGCCAUCGUGUCCCGGCAGUUCGUGGAGAUGACCCGCACCCGCAUCGAGGGGCUGCUGGCGGCGUUCCCAAAGCUGAUGAACACGGGCAAGCAGCACACGUUCGUGGAGACAGAGAGCGUGCGGUACGUCUACCAGCCCAUGGAGAAGCUCUACAUGGUGCUGAUCACGACCAAGAACAGCAACAUCCUGGAAGACCUGGAAACACUCCGGCUGUUCUCUAGAGUGAUCCCUGAAUACUGUCGAGCUCUGGAGGAGAAUGAGAUCUCUGAACACUGCUUUGACCUGAUCUUUGCAUUUGAUGAAAUCGUCGCCCUGGGCUACCGCGAGAACGUAAAUCUGGCACAAAUUCGGACCUUCACUGAGAUGGACUCACACGAGGAAAAGGUGUUCCGGGCAGUCCGAGAGACGCAGGAACGCGAAGCAAAAGCUGAGAUGCGUCGUAAAGCAAAGGAGCUGCAGCAGGCCAGGAGGGAUGCAGAGAGACAUGGCAAGAAGGCACCCGGGUUUGGGGGCUUUGGCAGCUCGGCCGUGUCUGGGGGCACGACGGCAGCAAUGAUCACAGAGACCAUCAUUGAGACUGAGAAGCCCAAAGUGGCACCAGCACCAGCCAGACCUUCAGGUCCCAGUAAAGCCUUGAAGCUCGGCGCUAAGGGGAAGGAGGUGGACAACUUUGUGGACAAGCUGAAAUCAGAAGGAGAAAAUAUCAUGACUUCCGUAGGCAAGCGCUCUGUGGAAGCAGCCAAAGUUCUCGCUCCUCCUGUUAACAUGGAGAGUGUGCACAUGAAAAUAGAGGAGAAAAUCUCCUUGACUUGCGGCCGCGAUGGAGGGUUGCAGAACAUGGAGCUGCAUGGCAUGAUCAUGCUGCACAUCUCCGAUGAAAAGUUUGCACGGAUUCGCCUGCAUGUAGAAAACGAAGACAAGAGGGGAGUGCAGCUGCAGACUCACCCAAAUGUGGAUAAAAAGCUCUUCACUACAGAGUCACAGAUUGGUUUGAAGAACCCAGAGAAGUCAUUCCCUAUUAACAGUGACGUGGGUGUGCUGAAGUGGAGGUUGCAGACCACGGAAGAGUCUUUCAUUCCAUUGACGAUUAACUGCUGGCCCUCAGAGAGCGGGAACAGUUGUGAUGUCAACAUUGAAUAUGAGUUGCAAGAGGAGAGCCUGGAGCUGAACGAUGUGAUCAUCACCAUCCCCUUGCCGUCUGGUGUCGGCGCCCCAGUGAUUGGGGAGAUUGAUGGCGAGUAUCGCCACGACAGCCGGAGAAACCUCCUCGAGUGGUGCCUGCCAGUGAUAGAUGCCAAAAACAAGAGUGGCAGCCUGGAGUUCAGCAUAGCAGGGCAGCCAAACGACUUCUUCCCGGUGCAAGUCGCCUUCGUUUCCAAAAAGAACUAUUGCAACAUACAGGUUACCAAAGUGACCCAGGUAGACGGGAACAGCCCUGUAAGGUUUUCCACUGAAACCACCUUCCUGGUGGACAAGUACGAAAUCCUGUAAUGCUAGACGUGGGGAAGUGCAAAGGAAGAAAUUUUUUAAAUUAAAACAAAAAAAAGAGACCGACGUUUAUUCUGAAUGUUGGGAACGCCACAGCCCCCUCUGCUAGGACAUGUGGCUCCGUCUGCCAUCUGCAGCGUUCCUGGGUCACAGACAUUUUUGGAAGAGAAUUGACGUGCUCGUGGGGGGAAAGGCCACAAAUUUCUUUGGCAGAUUUUUACCGGCCGGCAGAAAAGCAAGAUCUCCGCAGAGAGCCUGACUUUGAUGUGUUCCCUCCUCCCCUGGCGACGCCCGGAGCUCAGCCCCAGAGCCGACCAGACAUCGUUCCCUACCCUCCCAAAGCGUCACAUGCUGUUCCGUUGUUGGUGCUUACAUUUUGAUUUCUCCUCGUCCUCCAGCUCUCGUUUCCACUGAGGAAAGCAGGCACUGAGAGAACGUGUGUGGGGCCGCCUGCUGCUCCGGACCCUUCCAUCUGGUGGAAGCUGAGCGAGUUGCCCUUGGCCUCAGAGGUGGGGGGAUCGUAGCAGGGGCACAGGGUGGGUAAGAGGGACCAGGGGCUUUGGUCCUUUUGCCCCACAAGGUUACUGCCGUUCCUUGAGCCCUGCUGUGCUGCGAUGGCUCAGCUCCAGGUGCUCUGGCUCCUGCUGCAGGGGGAGAGCUUCUAUAGGGGACUGUGUCCUCACUGUCUGCCACAGCUGCUCUAGGGCCAGGCUUUGGAGGAGGUUUAGUUAGGUUAGAACCAGCUGCAUGUCCUUUGCAAGGCCCUUUUGGUAUCUGGGGAGGCAGAAGGCUUUUCCUGCCUGGGUGAAAGGAGCUGAACCCGGGUAACUCUGCCUGCUGGUCAGAACAUGUCCCAAACCAGUGUUUGUUCAGUGCUGGCAGGGGGGGAGAAGGAAAUGCUGUUUUCCAGGAAACAUGGGGGCUGAUCUGAGCUGUUCCUCUCCCCACUGCCUCACCAGCAUUAUUUGCCUCAUCUCACAGACCUGUGCUCCCCUCACAACUCAUCUCACCUGUGUGGCUGGGGCCUGUCACAAGUGUCACCUGCCCCGGGCACACCUCACCUCUGGCCAGAGGGCCUGAGUGUGGAAGGCAAAGGCCCUAGAAGUGCAUGUACUGUGCUCUGUGAGAGACAGCCAGCCUGUCAUGGGCCCCUGGGGUCCUCUGCCAAAGAAGUCCGUGGUCUCUCCUCUGCUGGCAGCACCUGAGAGAGAAAUCAACCCUGGUCCUGUCCUGGGAGGGCAAACCCUCCUCCCUAGCAAAGUAGGCAAUGAAUCCCAGUAACCUGGUCCUGUUCCAGAGCUGCUUGUCUGUAUGAUUUUUAAAAUGGAGUCGAGGCUAGUUCAAGUAUCCAAGGAGCUUUUUUUUUUUCUUACAUUCGUUGGAGGGUGAUAUUUAAACCGAGCUGAGAUCUCCCCUUUUUGUAACCCCAUAUGAUCCUGGCCUAGGGAAUAGAGCACAUUCCAGUGUACACAGAGAAUACUGAGUCUAAUCAAAUAAAGUACUGUCAAAGGA
Molecule: messenger RNA, 3157 nt
Organism: Pseudopipra pipra
Lineage: Eukaryota; Metazoa; Chordata; Aves; Passeriformes; Pipridae
Gene: ARCN1
Product: archain 1
Exons: 10
Coding region: 116-1648 (510 amino acids)
Biological process (GO): endoplasmic reticulum to Golgi vesicle-mediated transport; Golgi localization; retrograde vesicle-mediated transport, Golgi to endoplasmic reticulum
Cellular component (GO): COPI vesicle coat
Source: RefSeq, a predicted model, not a curated record